AUGGCCCAUUUCUUGAUAGUAGCCAUUCUUACCUUCCUCUCUGUUACCAGGGCUGAAGAUCGAGCUCAUGGACUGGAGAAUCAAAGCCCAGCAGUGCUCCCCCCAGAAGCAUACACGUUCUUCAACCCCAAAACACAACAGAGCAAGAACAGCCAGUGCAUUUCCUCAGAUUGCUCGUUGCUGCCUCUAGCUGCCACCUUGCAGUCUACAGCCCGCAAGAGCGCAUCUCCAAGUGGAAGAGGGCUGGGAGCUGGUGGCAUUGCUGGGAUUUCUUUAGGCUUCGUAUUUGCCUGCCUCAUCACAGCAGGAGUAUAUUAUGUGGUCAUCAAGCAGCAAGCCAACAAGCGGAUAGAGAGUCCCCAGCAGCUGGCGGAGGUGUAA
Messenger RNA from Sesamum indicum (sesame), 381 nucleotides. The record is from RefSeq and is a predicted model, not a curated record. NCBI's taxonomy places the organism in Eukaryota, Viridiplantae, Streptophyta, Magnoliopsida, Lamiales, Pedaliaceae.